Messenger RNA from Schistocerca nitens (vagrant locust), 800 nucleotides. RefSeq names its product pre-mRNA-splicing factor SPF27-like. Lineage: Eukaryota; Metazoa; Arthropoda; Insecta; Orthoptera; Acrididae. The record is from RefSeq and is a predicted model, not a curated record. Gene Ontology annotation, cellular component: precatalytic spliceosome; catalytic step 2 spliceosome; Prp19 complex. Gene Ontology annotation, biological process: mRNA processing. The transcript has a single exon. Bases 157 to 798 code for a protein of 213 amino acids.
GUGCUUUGUUUUUUGUCUUUGCUGAGUUGCUAAAGAACAAAUGGGAUUGUAGGGAUUUAGGUAAGUUCAAUCAAUGGUUUGUAAGUAAAACCAAGUAUUUGCGUCUCUGAGUGGUUUUCGAUAUUGCACUGUGUAUGACGUUGCGAAUUGAAAACGAUGGCUGGUGAAGUUGUUGUGGAUGCAUUACCAUACAUUGACCAAGGUUACGAUGAACCUGGGGUGCGAGAAGCUGCUCUGGCCAUGGUUGAAGAAGAAACAAGGCGUUAUAGACCUACGAAAAAUUAUUUAGAACAUCUACCGCCGUUGAAUUUGACAGCUUUUGAGACAGAAAUAAUGCGAAAUGAAUUUGAGAGGAUGCAGCAACGCCUUCCAAUGGAUGUUUUGAGUAUGAAGCGUUACGAACUUCCACCACCUCCUGCUGGUAAGAUGACUGAUAUAGCUGCAUGGACAGAGUGUGUUGAAAAUUCCAUGGCACAGUUAGAGCACCAAGCAACAAGAAUUUGUAAUUUGGAACUGAUGGUGGAAUAUGGUUGUGAAGCUUGGAAGGCCUAUUUGGAGACUUUGGUUCAGUUAGUUACACAGGCGCAGAAACAAUUGCAGAGCAUGAGGAAGCAAAUUCAAGAGAUUAACUGGCAGCGAAAAAACAUGCAAACUCAAGGUGGUGAAAAACUGAGGCAGCUUGAAGCACAGUGGGUAGGCCUUGUGAGUAAAAACUAUGAAAUAGAACAAGCAUGUGCACAAUUAGAAAAGGAAGUGGAAAAAGUGAGGCCAAAGAAAACAGAAACUAACAAUGCAUGAAG